Penicillium macrosclerotiorum is the source of this 3351-nucleotide messenger RNA. RefSeq names its product nuclear import receptor PSE1. The coding region runs from base 1 to 3351 and encodes 1116 amino acids. Gene Ontology annotation, molecular function: small GTPase binding; nuclear import signal receptor activity. The transcript is spliced from 5 exons. Gene Ontology annotation, cellular component: nucleus; cytoplasm. NCBI's taxonomy places the organism in Eukaryota, Fungi, Ascomycota, Eurotiomycetes, Eurotiales, Aspergillaceae. The record is from RefSeq and is a predicted model, not a curated record. Gene Ontology annotation, biological process: protein import into nucleus.
AUGUCCCUGCUCCCUCCCGAGGUCCACACUGCGCUGUCCCAGCUGCUGCGUGCCUUGGGCACACCCGACAACGCCGUUCGAUCUCAGGCCGAAGAGCAGCUGAACAAUGAUUGGGUGCAGAACAAGCCGGAUGUCCUCCUGAUGGGCCUGGCUGAGCAGAUUGCUGGUGCCGAAGAUACACUAACCCGUGCUUUCGCCUCUGUACUCUUCCGGAGAAUCGCUACCAGGACCCGCAAGGUUACCAGCAGCGCCGAUAUUAAGGAAAUCUUUUUGAGUCUGCCCAAUGAGCAGCGUAUCGCUAUUCGGGAAAAGCUGCUCACUUGUCUGACCUCCGAGGCUGUCCUGGAUGUGCGCAAGAAGAUUGGAGAUGCUGUGGCCGAGGUCGCUCGCCAAUACACCGACAACGGCGAGCAAUGGCCCGAACUGCUUGGUGUCCUCUUCCAGGCAAGCCAGUCUGCGGAGGCUGGCCUUAGAGAGACUGCCUUCCGCAUCUUCAACACCACCCCCGGUAUCAUCGAGCAACAGCACGAGGAUGCCGUUGUCAGCGUCUUCACGAAGGGCUUUGAAGACGAAAACAUUUCUGUAUGCUCACCCCACUCCCAUAUCUCAAAAAUCGCUCGACAGACACCUUCUGACCCAAGACCUUUAGGUGCGAAUUGCCGCCAUGGAAGCCUUCGCCGCCAUGUUCCGCUCUAUCCACAAGAAGUCCCAGCCCAAGUUCUUCCCCCUCGUGCCCGCCCUUUUGAACAUCCUUCCCCCCUCAAAGAGUCUAGCGAAAGCGAGGAGCUGUCGUCGGCAUUCGUGGCCCUCAUCGAGCUGGCAGAGAUUAGCCCCAAGAUGUUUAAGGGUAUCUUCGGUGACUUGGUCAAGUUCAGCAUCAAUGUUGUCUCCGACAAGGAGCUCAGCGAUCAGGUCCGCCAGAAUGCGCUGGAGUUGAUGGCCACUUUUGCCGACUAUGCGCCUGGCAUGUGCAAGAAGCAGCCCAACUUUGCACAGGAUAUGGUUACCCAAUGUCUGAGUUUGAUGACUGAUGUGGGCCAGGAUGAUGAUGAUGCCUCUGAGUGGAAUGCAUCUGAGGAUCUCGAACCCGAGGAGAGUGAUCUCAACCACAUUGCUGGUGAGCAAUGUAUGGACCGUCUGGCUAACAAGCUGGGUGGCGAAGCUAUUCUGCAGCCUUCCUUCUCUUGGAUUCCUCGUAUGAUGUCCUCGACUGCCUGGCGCGAUCGCCAUGCUGCUCUGAUGGCUAUUUCUGCCAUUUCAGAGGGCUGCCGUGACCUGAUGGUUGGCGAACUCGACCAGGUCCUUGCCCUGGUUGUUCCUGCUCUGCGGGACCCCCACCCCCGAGUCCGCUAUGCCGGCUGCAAUGCUCUCGGUCAGAUGAGUACCGACUUUGCUGGAACUAUGCAGGAAAAGUACCACGCCAUUGUUCUUAACAACAUCAUCCCUGUGCUCAGUUCCACCGAACCCCGUGUGCAGUCUCACGCCGCCGCCGCUCUCGUGAACUUCUGCGAGGAGGCCGAGCGCAGCAUCCUUGAGCCCUACCUUGGCGACCUUCUGAGCCGACUCCUCGAGCUUCUGCGUAGUCCCAAGCGAUACCUUCAGGAGCAAGCCCUGUCCACUAUUGCUACCAUCGCUGACUCUGCCGAGACUGCCUUCGGCCAGUACUACGACAAUUUAAUGCCGCUCUUGACCAACGUUCUUAAGGAGGAACAGGGUAAAGAGUACCGGCUGCUCCGUGCUAAGGCCAUGGAGUGCGCUACUUUGAUCGCUUUGGCUGUUGGCAAAGAGAAGAUGGGCCAGGAUGCCUUGAACCUCGUCCAGAUCCUGGGCAACAUCCAACAGAACAUCGUCGAUGCCGAUGAUCCCCAAUCGCAAUACCUGCUCCACUGUUGGGGCCGCAUGUGCCGCGUCCUGGGCCGCGACUUUGUUCCAUACCUGCCUGGUGUUAUGCCCCCUCUCUUGACUGUGGCUGCAGCCAAGGCCGACAUCCAGCUACUGGAUGACGAGGAUCAGAUUGAGCAAGUCGAGCAAGAUGAGGGCUGGGAGCUGGUUCCUCUCAAGGGCAAGGUCAUUGGUAUCAAGACUAGCGCUCUGGAAGACAAGAACACCGCUAUUGAGUUGAUCACCAUCUACGCCCAGAUUUUGGAGGAGGCCUUCGAGCCUUACGUCCUGGAGACUAUGGAGAGAAUUGCUGUUCCCGGUCUUGCCUUCUUCUUCCACGACCCGGUCCGCGUUUCGGCCGCGAAGCUGAUCCCUCAGCUUUUGAACUCGUACAAAAAGGCCCACGGUGGUCAGAACCAAGGAUUUGCUGACAUGUGGAACAAGGUGGCCGAGAAGAUUAUCGAGGUGCUUAGUGCCGAGCCUACUGUCGAUACUCUGGCCGAGAUGUACCAGUGCUUCUAUGAGUCUGUGGAGGUUGUUGGCCGCAACAGCCUGACCCCGCAACACAUGCAGGUCUUCAUUGACUCUGCCAAGUCUACUCUCGAGGACUACCAGAUGCGCGUGAAGCAGCGCUUGGAGGACCAGGCUGAGCUGGAUGGUGACGAGGAGAACUUGGAAUAUGAAUAUGCUAUUGAAGAUGAUCAGAACCUGCUCAGUGACAUGAACAAGGCUUUCCACACCAUUUUCAAGAACCAGGGCACCUCCUUCCUGCCCACCUGGCAACAGCUGAUCCAGUUCUACGACAACUUCAUCACUAGCCAGGACCCGACACAGCGGCAAUGGGCCCUGUGCAUCAUGGAUGAUGUGCUGGAGUUCUGUGGCGAUGAUUCUUGGACUUUCAAGGACCACAUUAUGCAGCCCCUGGCGAACGGUUUGCUGGACGAGAACGCCGCCAACCGCCAGGCUGCUGCCUAUGGCGUUGGUGUUGCCGCACAGAAGGGUGGUGCCGCUUGGAGCGACUUCGUUGCUGCCAGCAUUCCUAGCCUGUUCCAGGUGACCCAGCACCCGCAGAACCGCACCGAGGAGCACGUCUUCGCAACCGAAAAUGCCUCCGCCAGUAUCGCUAAGAUUCUGCACUACAACGCGUCCAAGGUCCAGGGUGCUCAGGAAAUUGUGUCCAACUGGAUCGACACCCUUCCUAUUACCUACGACGAGGAGGCGGCCCCGUACGCUUACUCUUUCAUUGCACAGUUGAUCGAUCAGCAAAACCCCGCUGUCGUGAGCAAGGCCGAUCGCGUAUUUGGAUCCAUUGUGCAGGCUCUUGAGGCCGGCACUCUGCAAGGCCAGACUGCUGCCCGUGUGGCCCAGUCCGCUAAACAGCUGGUGACCGCGACAGGCUUGAACGCAGAGCAGAUCCUGAGUGGCGUCGGCCCGGAAAACCAGGAGCGUGUGCGCAAAUUUUUCCAGUAG